AUGAACCUCGUGACGGCGUCCCGUGACGAGAAAGGACCCUCCGGCUUCGUGCUCAUUGCCUCGACCACCCCGGCGGCCUCGACGAGCAUGCACGAGACCUUGAAGGCUGGUCAAGCCGUCAGGAGUUGCGCGGCAGUCCACUUCGAAGGCCCGGCUCCCGUCUUCGACGACAUAAGGAGCGUCCCGGCUGCAGUUCCGCCCCCACCAAAUGCUGGAGGCAUGCGAGGGGGCCGGCCCUCCUACGCGGCCAAGCAGGGGGGCGCCGACUUCAAGUUCGAUUACGGAUUUGCCUUCAGCUUGCGGCCUGCAGAGGCCUUUGCACGGGGCGGAUUCGGGUCGACGUGCAUCGGGCGCACGUGCGGCGGAAAGGGGGUAGUUUAUGCUCGAGGGUGCGAUCCUUUCAUCUGGGGGCGGAAACGAAACCGGGGCGGGGCCCUGAUUUGCCGAGGCGGUGGGGGGCAUCUUCUGUGCUUGCGUUGCGUGGAGGCUCAAUACGAGGAGGGGAGCCCCUUUAUUUCAAGUGCAUCCGGGUGCGCUAUUCCCCAGAAAGAGCUUUUCACCAAGUAUGAAGCCUUCCCCAGUACUCAGGAGCUUCGAGAAGUACCGUCAGGGGAGGGGGUGAGAGAGGGCGGCUACCAGUUAUUUGUGCAGAGGAGGGAUCUUGCCCCUUGUCCGUACUGCCGCGAGCCCAAGGCACACAGUGCUUCGUCGAAGCGCGGAGUCAAGAGAGCCCUUGAAGAGGGGCCGAGCCCACGGAAGCUUGGCACGGUGGCCCUCCUAUCGGAAUUGGGUCGGAGCAAGAUCCCCCCGAUCGCCGUUGCCCCCGGCCUUUUUUUGGUGCCCCUGCUCGACGCCUCCAGUGGGCGCCUUCUGGACAUCUUUGCCACGGACCGAGGGCUCAUUAACGUCCCCCGGCUCGUCAAGGUCGACCACACGAGAAGUUUUCGGUGCCUAUGCGGUCACAAGGAGUGCCGGGACCACGACAUGUCGUUCCUUGAAGCAACCCGUUCCAUGAGCGGCUGGUGGCAAAAUGGCGCGGCCAUCUUCACGGCCUUUGACAACACCCACCCCUUUGUGAGGGAGGUCACCAGCGGCAAGCCCUGGGUAUUGCCGCUAGACCAGAAUGGUGGCGUGGGGGGUGUCCUCCGUGGGCUAGACGCGGAGGCUUGGAAAGGGGGGCCGCACCUCCGGGUGGUUGUUUCGAGCAACCCCGGAGAGGAGCCCGUGGUUUGCGUGCUUGGAGGAGAGGUUGCGCACUGCAGCAAUAUCAACUGCACGGUACCCGAGCGGUGCCGGCACCUAUUGAGUGUGCUUUCAAAGCAAUCAUUGCCCCUGAUCGAGCGCGCAAUUGAUGGAGGCAGGAGCGAGGCGACUCGGGUUUAUGCUGAGAGACGCGACGAGAGAGUCGCGCAACGGGAAGCGGGGGCGAGGAGGCUCUUGGUUUGCAACGACCCCAUUUGCCGUCGGCCGGACUCGAGAGCUGCCUGCACCCAUCAAAAGACUCUCGAGCCUUGGGAGUGUCUCUUGGCGGCGGCCCUUGACACGGGGCACAGCCACAAGAAGU
Molecule: messenger RNA, 1564 nt
Organism: Klebsormidium nitens
Lineage: Eukaryota; Viridiplantae; Streptophyta; Klebsormidiophyceae; Klebsormidiales; Klebsormidiaceae
Source: the annotation of a GenBank genome assembly